UUUUUACCGCAGAACGUCGUCUCGUCCAAACAUCUUCACUUUCACUUUUGAGAGAUACUCGCCUUGGAAUCGAAGGCGCACAUUGGCUUCGUAAGCUUUUACAGAGCUCUGCGAAAGAGCCUGCAACCGCUGCUAUAGGUGGCAUACCGAUUGGGCUUAAAGCUGCAAUAGAAAAAGAACUGGAACUCUUAAGAUCAUAUGGAAUUACUCCAGUGUUUGUAUUCAAUGGUCUCAGCGUUAUUCGCAAAGACAAACCAUUUUCAGUAGAGGAUACAAGGCCAGGAAAACGGUCACAAGCUUGGGAUACGUAUGAAAAAGGUCGAGUUGAUUCUGCUUAUAGUCAAUGGGCAAGUUCUGGAUCUAUCCACCAGCAGGAUUUAUUAUAUUUCGUGUUCAGCGUCUUCAAAGAAAAUGACGUAGAAUUUAUUCGAGCACCUUACUCUGCUUGGGGACAG
This is a messenger RNA of Dentiscutata erythropus, 455 nucleotides long. The record is from the annotation of a GenBank genome assembly. Lineage: Eukaryota; Fungi; Glomeromycota; Glomeromycetes; Diversisporales; Gigasporaceae.